This is a messenger RNA of Cornus florida, 2689 nucleotides long. Its product is annotated as DNA mismatch repair protein MSH4. The record is from RefSeq and is a predicted model, not a curated record. Gene Ontology annotation, cellular component: nucleus. Gene Ontology annotation, biological process: reciprocal meiotic recombination; mismatch repair. The transcript is spliced from 25 exons. Gene Ontology annotation, molecular function: ATP binding; ATP-dependent DNA damage sensor activity; mismatched DNA binding. Lineage: Eukaryota; Viridiplantae; Streptophyta; Magnoliopsida; Cornales; Cornaceae. The coding region runs from base 74 to 2455 and encodes 793 amino acids.
AGAAACAAAAGAGUUUCUUUCCUUGUAUAAGACUUGGCGCGCAUCUGAAAGCUUCACCGCUGAGCCUACUAUAAUGGAAGACGUCGACGUCGGAGAGAGAUCGAGCUUCGUGGCCGGUCUGAUCGAGAACAGAGCCAAGGAGGUCGGAGUGGCUGCUUUUGACUUAAGAUCAGCUUCACUGCAUCUUUCUCAAUAUAUUGAAACUAGCAGUUCAUAUCAGAAUACAAAGACAUUGUUACACUUCUAUGACCCCAUGGUCAUUAUUGUCCCUCCCAACAAGCUGGCACCUGAUGGUAUGGUUGGUGUAUCAGAACUGGUGGAUAGAUUUUAUUCUUCAAUUAAGAAGGUCGUAAUGGCCCGUGGUUUCUUUGAUGACACCAAGGGAGCUGUGCUGGUGAAAAAUUUAGCAGCCAAGGAGCCAUCAGCGCUUGGUUUGGAUACUUAUUACAAGCAAUAUUACCUCUGCUUGGCUGCAGCUGCUGCGACUAUCAAGUGGACAGAAGCGGAGAAAGGGGUCAUCAUAACAAACCACUCAUUAUCGGUUACUUUUAAUGGAUCAUUUGACCACAUGAAUAUUGAUGCUACUAGUGUCCAGAACUUGGAAAUAAUUGAGCCAUUGCAUUCCACACUUUGGGGCACAAGCAACAAAAAAAGAAGUAUGUUCCACAUGCUAAAGACAACAAGAACUAUUGGAGGGACUAGACUUCUCCGGGCCAAUAUUUUGCAGCCUCUAAAAGACAUUGAAACCAUCAACGCUCGACUUGAUUGCCUGGAUGAAUUGAUGAGCAAUGAGCAACUGUUCUUUGGCCUAUCUCAGGUUCUUCGCAAGUUUCCAAAAGAAACGGAUAGGGUUCUUUGUCACUUUUGCUUCAAGCCAAAGAAAGUUACAAAUGAGGUCUUGAGCAUUGAUAAUGCCAAGAAGAGCCAAAUAUUGAUAUCAAGCAUUAUUCUUCUUAAAACUGCUCUCGAGGCGUUGCCUUUAGUCUCAAAGGUGCUUAAGGAUGCAAAGACUUUUCUUCUUGGAAAUAUUUACAAGUCUGUAUGCGAGAGUGAAAAAUAUGCUUCUAUAAGGAAAAGAAUUGGAGAGGUAAUCGAUGAAGAUGUGCUUCAUGCAAGGGUUCCUUUUGUCGCUCGGACACAGCAGUGUUUUGCAGUAAAGGCUGGAAUAGAUGGAUUUCUGGACAUUGCACGGAGAUCAUUUUGUGACACCAGUGAAGCCAUACACAACCUUGCAAAUAAGUACCGUGAAGAUUUCAAGCUGCCGAAUUUGAAAAUCCCUUUUAACAAUAGACAGGGAUUUUACUUUAGCAUUCCGCAGAAGGAUAUACAGGGAAAGCUUCCUAGCAAAUUCAUUCAGGUUAUGAAACAUGGGAACAAUAUACAUUGCUCAACUCUGGAACUGGCUUCUCUAAACAUGAGGAACAAGUCUGCAGCUGGCGAAUGCUAUAUACGGACAGAACUUUGCCUGGAAGCACUGGUUGAUGGCAUAAGGGAGGAUGUUUCUGUGCUCACCUUGCUCGCAGAGGCUUUGUGCCUUUUAGAUAUGAUUGUCAAUUCAUUUGCUCAUACAGUAUCCACAAAGCCUGUUGAUCAAUAUACAAGACCUCAAUUUACAGAUGAUGGCCCAUUGGCAAUUGAUGCUGGAAGACACCCUAUCCUAGAAAGCAUACACAAUGAUUUCAUUCCCAACAAUAUCUUUCUUUCUGAAGCGUCGAACAUGGUAAUUGUCAUGGGCCCAAACAUGAGUGGGAAAAGUACUUAUCUUCAACAAGUGUGUCUGAUAGUCAUCCUUGCUCAGAUUGGUUGCUAUGUUCCUGCUCGCUUUGCAACUCUUAGGGUAACUGAUCGUAUAUUUACGAGGAUGGGGACUGUGGACAAUAUUGAAUCGAACUCUAGUACGUUCAUGACAGAGAUGAAAGAGACAGCUUUUAUCAUGCAGAACGCCUCUCAGAGGAGUCUGAUAGUUAUGGAUGAACUGGGGAGAGCUACAUCUUCCUCUGAUGGAUUUGCAGUUGCGUGGAGCUGCUGCGAGCAUCUAUUAGCACUCAAAGCGUAUACUAUAUUUUCCACCCAUAUGGAAAACCUAUCAGAAUUAGCCACCAUCUAUCCUAAUGUGAAAAUUCUUCACUUUCAUGUUGACAUAAAAAACAAUCACUUGGAUUUCAAGUUUCAACUCAAGGAUGGACCACGACAUGUACCGCACUAUGGCCUUUUAUUAGCAGGAGUGGCUGGAUUACCUAGCUCGGUGAUAGAAACAGCCAUAAGAAUCACGUCAAGGAUCAAAGAAAAGAAAGAAAAGAGGAUUGCAGUAAACAGCCUGCGAUAUAAUGACAUCCAGAAGGCUUACCAUGUUGCUCAACAGCUGAUAUGCUUGAAAUAUUCCAGCCAAGAUGAAGAUUCAAUCCGACAAGCACUGCAGAAUCUUAAAGAGAGCUAUAUUGAAGGAAGGCUGUAAAGUCUUGGAAAUGAACUGGUGGACGACAAUCCACCUCAAGCUUGAAAGUUGUUAGAAGGUUGUUUGCUAUUUUGUAUUUUGACCGUUCUAUGUAUAUUCGUAGUUGUGGAAAUGUAACUAAGUUAGUAUUCAUGGCUUGUAACUUAAGAACGAACUUAUCUUUUGUUUGAUGUAAAUGAAACUAAUGAAAUUAUAGUAUAUGUUUCCAUGAAAUUGUAUCAUGUACCGUUGUAA